Messenger RNA from Aspergillus caelatus, 1443 nucleotides. RefSeq names its product DUF1774 domain-containing protein. Bases 156 to 1040 code for a protein of 294 amino acids. NCBI's taxonomy places the organism in Eukaryota, Fungi, Ascomycota, Eurotiomycetes, Eurotiales, Aspergillaceae. The record is from RefSeq and is a predicted model, not a curated record. The transcript has 4 exons.
AUAUUUUGAAUCCUUCGCCCCGUGAUAUUAUUCUGAGACCUCCUUUCUCAUCCCUCCUUACCCCCGCACGUCGUACAUACUACUGCUACUAAUACCAUCCGACAUUACCAGUAGUGAUCCAUAUCUCCUCCCAGUGAGUAGUAGUAGAGACGGUGAUGGCUUCUUACAAUCCAUUUUCCCGACAAGAGUCGCACGGAUCCUAUUCCCUGGGGUCUUAUCGUUUGCUGGUGCCUUUGUCGUGGUUACUGGUGGUGGUGGUCGGGAUCUACUAUACCAUCCAUGCCCCCGCCGAUGUCAAACACGGCCAUGGCAUCUUCAACCAGGCCAACCACCAUAUCACGCCUUUCAGCCAGAGCACAACGGUUACUGGGAUUUACUGGAUCCUUCUCCUCAUCUCCCAACUCAGUUAUGUCUACCAUCUUUUCCAUAAAGAUGCCUCGAUCGUGACGGCGACUGCCAACGUGGGUGCGCAUUUUAUUCUGAACAACCUGUUCAUCUUCGCCUGGAUCCUCCUCUGGACUCGGGGCCACUUCUGGGGUUCCGAGAUUAUCCUGAUGGCCCACUUGGUCAACCAGCAUACGGCUUACUGGAGACACCGUGCAUUGCCCCCGCUGGUUCAUUUGUCCGCAAUUGCGGGGCCCUUUGCCUGGACGCUAAUGGCGCUGUUCUGGAACGGUGCUGUCGCCGUGCAUAGCAACUCGUUGCCGGCGAGGAUCGUCGCCAAUAUCUUCAUCUGGGUGAUCUUCGUUAUCGGGACCACUCAUAUUACAGUGGGACAGGAUGAUCUCUUAGGUUACUGCUUGAGUUUCUUGUUUCUUGGACUGGCACUGAAACAAAUUGCCGUCAAAACCAUCGCCCUGCAGUGGAUUUUUGCCUUUGUAAUCUUCGCGGUCUUCCUGGCGGAGUCGCUCUAUAUCACGGGCACUAAAUAUACCGGCCGCGACGUUCUGUUUCGCAGACUCACCCACCCAGAAACUGCUGACCGGGAGCGCGAACCGUUGCUCAACGAGCAGUCAGGAGGAGCGGCGGCGGCGGCUUGAGGGUGGGUCACCCACCAAGCCCUUGUUUCCACGACGGUGCCGUCAGGCGUCACCUAAACCUGUACCCCAAAUUGACCUGUUUAGUUUUGUUCUGUUCGUCUUAAAUCAGGUGGAUGCGAUUGGAAUUGGACGAUGCACGGAGCCUUGAACCCCCACUCUUUUGUUCCACUUGAAUUUCAUGUACUCUGUUGUUGUGUCUUGUGCUGGAAAUUGAUCGUCUCCCAAACCAUUAAUAUUGUAAUAAUUGUCGGUGAAGGCUGGAUUGGUUUUUUGUGGAUUUCGCAAGAGGCUGUUUUUAUCUAUCUAUCUGUCCAUCUAUUUAUCUAUUUAUCUAUUUUAUUUAGUUGUGGUCACUGCCGCCGCUAAGGCAUAAAUUCAAUCUAAUCAGGUGCUCCACCCGUGA